UUAGUUGUCGUGGAAAACAAAGGACGCAAGCCUUACUUUAUUUUCGACUUGACACAAAAGAUCCGUUUGAAAUAUAUCUUUUACAUAAAUCAAAGUUUAUGUACACUGGAUUAGAUACAAGAUCUGAUGGCAAAUUUUUGAUUGACGAACAAUUCGCAAAAAUGGUCCAA
This is a messenger RNA of Racocetra persica, 170 nucleotides long. The record is from the annotation of a GenBank genome assembly. NCBI's taxonomy places the organism in Eukaryota, Fungi, Glomeromycota, Glomeromycetes, Diversisporales, Gigasporaceae.